AUGGCCACUCAAGAACCGUCUCCCCCCUCAUCGAUGGAAAACAAUAGGCCGGGAUUCCCUAAAAUGAUUCUGGCCAAUAAACUCGAGGAGAAGCAUUUGUGUAACUGCUGUCAAAAUGUUCUGAGGAGACCGCUUCAAGCUCAGUGCGGCCAUCGUUUCUGUUCGUACUGCUUCAACCGCACCGUGAGUAAUGGACCACAGAAAUGCAAUGCUUGUAUCAAAGAAGAGAUAUUUGAGGAGCCCACGUCAAUUCUUAAACAAGGCUGUGCUUUCCCCGAUAAUGCAGCUCGCAGAGAAGUGGAAAACCUUGCUGCAGUUUGUUUCAAUGAAGGCUGCACCUGGACAGGCACUAUCAAAGAGUAUGAGUUGACCCAUGAGGGGAAGUGUGAGUUUAUGAUCCUCUCGUGUCCGUCGUGUAAGGAGCUGAUCCGACUGAACGAGCAGGAGCGUCAUAACGAACGAGAGUGUCCGGAGAGGAUCCUCAACUGCAAAUACUGCAAAGAGCCCUGUCACUUUAAACACAUCAAGGCUCACGAUGAGAUCUGUCCCAAAUAUCCCAUGAUCUGUGAGGGCUGCGCCAAGAAAAAAAUCCCCAGGGAAAAGUAUGUCGACCACAUUAAGCUCUGCAGCAAGUUCCGAACUCCGUGCAGAUACCACAUCGUUGGCUGUGACAUGUUGGUGGAGAAGGAGAAGAUCCACGAGCACGAACAAGCCUGUGCACAUGAGCAUCUCAACAUGCUUCUUCACUACAUUAUGGGCAUGAAGCUGCAGCUCCACAGCGAGAAGACCAAGGUGGCGGAGCUUGGCCGACGCUGCCAGGAGCUGGAGGUGAAGGCCAACACCUUCGAGGAGGUCGUGUGCGUGCUGAACCGGGAGGCAGAGCGGUUUGCCACCACCAUGGAGGCCAGCAACCGGCAGCACCGGCUGGACCAGGACAAAAUCGAGGCCCUCAGUAACAAGGUGCGGCAGCUGGAGAGGACCGUAGGCGUGAAAGACCUGACCAUCUCUGAGAUGGAGGGACGACUUCGGGAGAUGACGGCUACCACGUUUGAUGGCAUCUUCAUCUGGAGGAUCUCAGAUUUCUCUAAGAAGAGACAGGACGCAGUCGCUGGCCGAGCUCCCGCCAUGUUCUCCCCCGCAUUUUACACUAGUAAGUAUGGCUACAAGAUGUGUCUGCGGAUCUACCUGAAUGGGGAUGGGACAGGGCGUGGCUCUCACCUUUCUCUGUUCUUCGUGGUCAUGAGAGGACAGAGUGAUGCCCUACUGAAAUGGCCUUUUAACCAAAAGGUGACACUGAUGCUGCUGGACCAGAGUAACAGGGAACACAUCAUCGACGCCUUCCGGCCGGACGUGGCAUCCUCCUCAUUCCAGAGGCCCAUCAGCGAGAUGAACAUCGCCAGUGGCUGCCCGCUCUUUUGUCCUCUGGCCAAACUGGAUGGAAAGAACUCCUACGUCCGCGACGACACCAUCUUCAUUAAGGCCAUCGUGGACCUCACCGGGCUCUAG
Molecule: messenger RNA, 1506 nt
Organism: Chanos chanos (milkfish)
Lineage: Eukaryota; Metazoa; Chordata; Actinopteri; Gonorynchiformes; Chanidae
Product: TNF receptor-associated factor 2
Exons: 11
Coding region: 1-1506 (501 amino acids)
Biological process (GO): regulation of apoptotic process; positive regulation of canonical NF-kappaB signal transduction; tumor necrosis factor-mediated signaling pathway
Cellular component (GO): cytoplasmic side of plasma membrane; cytosol; plasma membrane signaling receptor complex
Molecular function (GO): ubiquitin-protein transferase activity; zinc ion binding; tumor necrosis factor receptor binding
Source: RefSeq, a predicted model, not a curated record